Ruditapes philippinarum (Manila clam) is the source of this 1540-nucleotide messenger RNA. RefSeq lists its product as uncharacterized. NCBI's taxonomy places the organism in Eukaryota, Metazoa, Mollusca, Bivalvia, Venerida, Veneridae. The coding region runs from base 76 to 582 and encodes 168 amino acids. The record is from RefSeq and is a predicted model, not a curated record. The transcript has 5 exons.
UAAGUAAAUGUAUGUUUAUCAACUUAUAUUGAAUGAUAUAUACUUUGUAUGUACUUGUCAAGUCAUUAGUUUAAUAUGUUCAAAAUGGAUACGGAAAAAUCGAAAAUGGUCAUUUAUUUUUUGUUGCUGGUCAUAUGUAUUAGCCAUACAGUUGAUGCUAUCCCCUGUCCGAAUUGGUAUAGAUACCGGGUAUGUCACGGUCGCUCUUGUACUGUUGUAAGGCAUGGUUUUGGUCGUGCAAGGUACGAUUGUCUAUCCGCACAGGAGGCUGAAUUAUUACAAAGAGCUCUUAGUGGAGGUGCCACAGGUCCAGGUACAGGAUUAGGAGAAUCUCUACACGGACGGUCAAGAUUAUUAGAUCUGUCAGAACGCUUACAACUUCAUAUCAAUAUCAACAAUGACAACAACAAUCAAAUUAAUCAAGCCGAUUCAGGAAAUGUUGCAGUCAGCCAAGUGAACGCAGAAUUGUCACCAGAUCAGUGUCAAGCAUGUCCAAAUGGAAUAUGUCCGGGACAACAACAUUGUGUUUUUACUUCCUCCUGCCCAGGAAUGGAAAUGUCGUGUCGGUCAAUUACUGGUUGAUUAAUCCAAGGGACAAAACAAGCAAAGAAAGGACACAAAAUUAAUUGGGAAAAUAAUCAAAACUUCUUUGUUAAAUAACAAAGAUUAUUUACUGUAAAUUGCACAUGAUGAACCUGAAGUAGUUUAAUAGAUUUAUCGAGCAUAUCAUUUUAUGUCACCUUACUUCAAUAUGACUUAACAUAUGGAAUUACAACUUUUAACAAUGUAUUACAUUUGAAACUUUUGGAACUCGUAUAAUUGUUCCGAGGUUAACAGAGUUUAAAGAUAACAUGUAAAAACAGCAUCAUCUUAUGAAAUAUUUGACACUCUUAAAUGCUUCUAUUUUUUAAAUGAAAUAUUGCAAUCCGAAAUAGAGUAAAAUUUGAAAUACGCAAAUAUAGCAAUUAAUAAACGGCAACAACAAAAGGAUACGCAGAAUUCUACAACCAAUAUGAUCUAUUUUCUUAAAACAAAUUAUUAACACGCAAGUUUGAACAAAUCAUUUCAGUUUAAAAAGAUGAAUAUAUUUAAGGAAAGAACCGGUUAUAUUAAAUACUUUGAAAAUGAGAAAUGAAGGCAAAAAUUCACGUCUGUUCAUUGUGUUUUUGAGAGCUUUUUUAUAUAUUUGCAGAAUAACAUAUAUGAAUGUUCAACCCAAUCUACGUGUUGCAUUUAUUCAAAAAUAUACCCUAUUUUAGAAUGAAAAGUGUGGAAUGUGCACGUGAUUCUUGUUGAACGCAACCUAAACAACAAAUAAGAGGAAAAUGGAAAUUUAAACCAAGCUUAUUAGAAAUUUUUAAUCACUGAUCUAAAAUGUAUUUCUGACACGCUUGAAGAUAAAAAGUAAUUUUCAACAAAAUAUCACUAUGGUUAUACCGGAUGUAUAUAUAUGAAAUUCAUGAUAAAAACUUCAUUUUAUUUAAAAAAUGUAUUUUUGAUGCACUGUUUUUAAUGUCUUGGCCUAAUUAAAAAAACCUCA